AUUCUUAUUAUAAAAAUAACAAUAACGCUCGUUUGUAAAGUAAAAUUAUAUUUGAUUAAACAUCGACACGAAACGCUACUGCCUCACGUAUAUACAUAUAUUAGAUAGCUACACGGUAAGGGUGUAAUCGAAAAAAAAUCAUCACCACAUUAUUACACCGAUUAAUUGGUAUAUAUCUUGGUUUUCUUUGGUGAGAAUUACUAAUUUUUCUUCUCGUUAUUAUUCUCAAAAUUACAAACACACACAGACACACACACAGACACCUAAGUACAACAAUAUAACGAUCACUGUCUCUUCGAAUCGAAAAAUCGAAAAGAAAAGAACACAAUUCAUCAGUAAAUCUGGAAAGUAUUCGUGACGUAUGAUGCGAGCUUGAAUCGCGAUGAUAAAUCUAUAAUUAUUACACGCAUCGGUUGCAAUAAAUAUUAUAUAUAUACGAUACAGUUGAAUAAUAUAAUAAUAACAAUAUAAAUAGUAUAUAUAUAUUAAUAGUAUAACGAUUGAACGUGUGCGGUUGAAAGUUAUCGCGGAUGAAAUAAGACAAAAAAGAAAAUAUAAGAAUAACACAAGAAUAAGUAUAUAAACGGAAUAUAAUACAAGUGAUAAAUAUUGCUGGUAAAAUAACAACUGGAUAUAUUGAUUAUAAUAUGUAUAAUCGAAGUAGCUAAGGUAUCGAGAUAAAAAGAAUACUCGUUGAUAGUAUCGAUAAAUCCCGCGUCCGAUUGCUGGCCAUAAACGAUAUAGAGGACACAGAUAGUCGGGGGGUCUGCAAGAUGGCGCGAGCUUAACGAGACCGGAAACGGCUAGUUAGAGGGUAGCAAGUGUCGCGCGAGUCUGAGCGAGUCUGAACCGCCUCCCUCCCUCCCACUCGAGAGCUACUCGGAGGCGAGUCGUAGAGUCGUCGGCGGUCCCAAAUGUCGCGGGAUCCCUACUCCGGCGGGAGCGGCGUUGUCGGACCUGGAGGGGGUACGCGGUCGCCUCGAAGCGGUCGGAGGAUCGGUGAGCUACCGACGGUCGACCGAAGUCCGUCGCGAAACUACGCGAGCGGUCGGGGCAGCCCGUUGGGUCGAAAACGGGGCACACGAAGCGGCAACAACUCGCCGGAGCACCUGGGCUACGGUAGCUACCACCACCAUCAGCUUGGGAGUCCGUAUUACUCGCGAGACGAGGAUCUCGGCAGCCCCGUGAUGCUGGAGGAACGGGGUCGGAGCAUGUCGACGGGGGGCGGGGGGCAUCAUAGAUCGAGAAGCGCUUCGCGACCCGCGAUGUCCGCCUCGGCCGGUAUGUCAGCGAGGUACACUAGCCUCGAUCGCGCCUCAGCCGGUAUCCUCGAUCACGACAGAGAGUUCGUGCCGAUCCGCGAACCACGCGAAAGGAGCCGCGAACGCGGCCUGUAUCUCGAUGAUGAGAUAUACGGGUCCCGGUCCGCACGUCAGAGUCCCAAUCCUCACCUCAUGCGCGACGGUGGCAGCUACAUUGGCGAGCUUCAACACCAGAAUAACGACCUGCAGAGAGAGCUUGGGAACCUUAAGAAGGAACUUGAGCUCACUAAUCAGAAACUCGGCAGCUCUAUGCACAGCAUUAAAACAUUCUGGAGCCCCGAACUCAAGAAGGAACGCGCCCUCAGGAAAGAGGAGAGCACCAAGUACAGUCUCAUCAACGAACAGCUCAAGCUACUCAACUCCGAGAAUCAGAAACAAAGUAUGAUGGUUCGACAACUCGAGGAGGAACUUCGAUUAAGGAUGCGAGGACCCAGCGUUGAGAUGCAGCAGCAGAUGGAGGUUCUCUUCAAUGAAAACGAGCAUCUGACUCGUGAAAUAGUAAUACUUCGCGACACGAUUAAGGAGCUUGAAUUGAGGAUAGAAACUCAGAAGCAAACCCUCCAGGCGAGAGACGAAAGUAUUAAAAAGCUCCUGGAGAUGCUUCAGAACAAAGGAAUGGGUGGUAAGAUGAUAGCGACCCUCGCAGGAAUAUCGCCCACAUCCGCCUUUUCGUCACUCACCCCGACAUCUCAACAAAACCAAAAAUUGCCACCCAGAGAACUGCGAGCCCAGUCCCUUCCACGGAGGACUGACCAGGAGCUCAAAGCGACGAACGAGACGCUGAAGAGCCUCCAGACCCAGCUGGAACUCGCCUAUGCCAGCACAGCGUCUUCGGGAGCGCCGGUAGCUGGUGGCGCAGGAUCGGGGGUAACAACCCUCGGCGGAAGCGUCGCUGUCCCAGGCGGUGUUCCGGGGAGCACGACCUUGACAGCGAUCCUGGAGACGAAGGACGCGCGGAUUCAGACCCUGGAGAAGGAGGUCGGGCUCCUGGAGGCGGAGCUGCAGCGGAUCAGGGAGUGCGGUGGAAAACUGAGGGAGCAGCUUCUAAGGGCGACGGCGGUGCCCUCGUCCCAUCAUCCCUCGGGCGUUUUGCACCAGGUCAACCUCCAGGGAUCGAACGCCGUAAACUCCUCCGCGUCAGCUUCCGCCUUUGGCUUCAACCAUUCGACCCUUGUCAAGGGCGGCCAGCAGCCAUCCGCGAACAACAACUCCUCGAGCCUAGCGAACUCCUUCCUCGCCAAUUCCGCUGGUCUUGGAUCUUGUCUAGCCGGAAUUUCCGCCGGCGUUACUACCGGCGUUUCUAAUCCGUACACCGAGCGCUACAACCAUGGAUCGGAGAACCCGAAGCAUCAGUCGUACCACCUUAGCCAUCAACAUCAGCAUCAGCAUCAUCAUCAUAAGCAAAUCGAGUCAUCAUCAGCAGCUGCUGCCGCCGGCGCCCUUGCACUUCAUGCUCACACCUUUAACAAACACGACAUGAACUUCAAACGACAACUGGACGAGUUUCGGGCAGAAGUACAACGCAGGGAUCAGGAAAUUUUGGGCAUGUCAGCGAAGAUGAAAACCCUCGAGGAACAGCAUCAGGACUAUCAAAGGCACAUUGCUGUUCUAAAGGAGUCCUUGUGCGCCAAGGAAGAACACUACAACAUGCUCCAGGCUGACGUCGAAGAAAUGCGGCAGAGGCUCGAGGAGAAGAAUCGACUUAUUGAGAAAAAGACACAGGCUGCUAUGCAGGCUCAGCAGGAUCGCAAUCGAAUGAACACCGAACUCACUGAGAUCAAGGAUCACAUGGACAUCAAGGAUCGAAAGAUAAACGUCCUCCAGCGAAAAAUUGAAAAUCUCGAGGACCUUCUCAAAGAGAAGGAUAAUCAAGUAGACAUGGCUCGGGCUCGGUUGACCGCUAUGCAAGCACAUCACUGCAGCAGCGAAGGAGCCUUGAGCAGUUUGGAGGAAGCUAUCGGCGAUAAAGAGAAACAAAUGGCUCAAUUACGCGAGCAGAGGGAUCGAGCCGAACAGGAGAAACAGGAAGAGCGAGAACUCCAUGAAAGAGAACUCGCCGAGUACAAAAUGAAACUUCAUGCCCUGGAGUCUGAGGUUGAAAAACUUGGCGCCCGUUUGGAACGAGCUCAAGCCGAGAAAGAUCGCCUGGAAGCAAAGCUGGAAAGUUCACAGUCAGAAUUAGGCAAAAGUAAAGCUGAGCUUGACAAAGCAGCCUCAGAGGUUGGCCGCAGUGGUGCUGACUGGGAGGCUGCUAAACAACGGUUGACUCGCCUUGAAUUAGAGAAUGAAAGGUUGAGACACGACUUGGAAAGAUCCCAAACUACGUUUGGCAGAAGUACGUUGAACUCGUCUCAGGAGAUGGACAGAAUUCAAGAACGUGCCGAGAAAUCGACAGCAGACUUGAGGAGAGCACAGGCUGAGCUCAGGGUUACUCAAGCGGACAAUGAAAGAGCCAGAGCUGAAGCAACUGCUCUACAAGAAAAGGUUGAAAAAAGUCAAGGUGAAGUUUAUCGCUUGAAAGCUCGCCUAGAAAAUGCACAAGGAGAGCAAGAGAGCUUGCGCGAGGAAUACGACCGAGCUCAAGCCUCCGUGGCACGUCUUCACUCUGAACGUGACAAAGCCGUUGGUGAGCUUGAAAAAGUUAGAGAAGAAUUGGAACGCACUCAGGCAACUUUGGGCAAAGCUCAAUUACAGCAAGAUAAAUUACAAAACUUGCUGGACAAGGCUCAAAGUGAAGUUGACAAACUUCAGGAGAGAUUGGAGAAAUCUCAGGGAGAAGUACGCAGAAUGCAACUUGAAAAAGAGAAGCAAAACUACGACUUUGAGAACGUUCAAAGUCAAUUGGAUAAAGCACUUGGUCAAUCGACUAGAAUGCAAAAAGAACGUGAAGCAAUUCAACUUGAGGUCGAUCGUCUUCAUGACAAAUAUGAGAAGGCACAGUUGGUUAUGCAACGUCUGCAGAAAGAACGAGAUAACUUCCAAGAAGAGAUGGAAAAGUUACAUGAAAGAUUAGAAUUCCAACAAAGUCAACAAGUAAAACUGCAACGCGAGAAAGAAAAUGUUAUGUCCGAACUUGACUUGAUCAAGGAGCGAUGGGAGAAGGUGCACACCUUACAUCAAAAACUUACCCUUGAAAGAGACGACGCAUUAACGGAAAUUGACAUUCUUAAAGACAAAUUGGAAAAAACUCAAUACGGAGCUAGCAAAGCUUACGAGGAAAGAGAAAAUGCCAGUAAAGAAUUUGAAAAAAUGCGUGAAAAAUAUGACAGGGCACAAAGCGAGGUAUAUCGUUUGCAGAAUAAGAUCGAUGUAAUGGAGGCUGACAAAGAUCACUUGGAAUUAGAAGUAGAAAAGCUGCAAACAUUGGCCACGAAAGGACGUGAGGAAGCUCGUAAAGCGCAGGAGGAAUUGGCCCGUGUCCAGGAAAUGUACGAUCGAGCAGCUCUUCAAUUGGGCCGCACUAAGGAACACGAAGAAAAGUCCAAGGAGGACUUGGACAGACUAACAGUAGAUCUAGAGAUGGUUCGUGAGAGAUAUGAAAAGUCUCAAAUCGAAUUGAGGCGUCACCAAAACGAGCGAGAAAAGUUAGUUGCGGAUAACGAGAGGGUGUCCUUCGAACUAGAGAGAGCUCAUUCUCAGCUGAGCAAAGCACAAGCUGCUACUGAAAAAACGCAAGAGGAGUUGGCCAGGAUGCAGCUUGAGAUUGAAAAGAUGUAUGAGAAACACGACAGGCAACAAGCCGAAGUUAGGAAAGCUCAAGCUGAAGCGGAGAGGCUGCGCGGCGAGGCUGAAGCUGCUAGGGAGGAAUCAGAAAGGUAUGCAGCAAGGUUUGGUAAAUAUCAAGAGAGCCAAGAGCGACAGAAAGAAGAUCAUGAACGGGCAAAACUGGAGGUUGAGAGGCUGAGGGAUCGUUUGGACAAGGCGCUACUCGAGCUGGAGAGGGCACGAAAGGCUGAGCAGGACGCUUCGAGGCUUCGUGCGGACUUGGAGCGUGCCGAAGGUGUACGAGGUAAAUACCAGUUCGAGCAGGAAAAAUGGCAAAGUGAAGGUAGUAGGCUGCAACAGGACGUAGAGAAAUUGCGCGAAAGACUAGAAGCUCGAGAGGCUGAACUAAAGAGGUCGCAGUCAGUUGUCGAGCAGUUGGAAGCUAAACUCCACGAGACGCAACUACAAUUGGAACGUGCCAGAGAGGAAGCGACCAAGGUAACAGCGGCCCAGGAAAAGAAUCGAGCCGAGAUGGAGCGAGCUAAAAUUGAGACUGAAAAAAUACGUGACAGGCAUGAUAAGCUCAAAGCCAAGGCCGACGCUCUAGAGGCGGACAAUGAAAAACUGCGAGUAGAAAUUGUCAGAUUAGAAAGACUCAUGCAGACCGAAGGUAAAACGAGAUCGGAGAGUGCUAGUAUAGAAGUAGAACGACUCCGAGCAAGCUUGGACAAAGCGAUUAUCGCUCGAGAUCAAGUCGAACUUGAAGCUGGCAGGCUGGCGAAGGAGCUAGAAAAGUCCCAAAUGCUCUUAGCCAAGUACCAGGAGAACAAUGAGGCAAGUAAAAAGGAAUUAGACAGAUUGGGUGCGGAGCUAACACGAUUACACGAAGAGAGAGAAGCUCUGAGGCAAGAACUCCGCAGAGGACAACAUCAGCAGCAACAGGCUGGCACUGAAGAGUUGGCGAGAAUACAACAUGAACUGCAACAGGUUCAAAGAGAUCGAGACAAGAUGGCAGCGAUUUUGGAGAAUAGAGAAAAGCAUUCCGAGAAGAUAGAGAAAAUCAAGGAAAAGUUGGAAGCGGAGGCCAAACAGUUGCAAGUAGAAAGAGAUCAGCUGGUCAUUCAACUGGAAAAAUCUCAAGAUAUGCUAAUGAAUUUCCAGCAAGAAUUGAACACCAGCGAAGCUGAACUCACUGAACUUAGGAGGCUGCAUCAGCUGCAACAGCAAAGAGCUCACUCCCAAACUCCAGACAAAGCUACCAAAGAAGCUCUGGAAGCUCAAAUGCGGGAGGUCCAACGGCUUACGCAACAAGUUCAAAACUUGAAUCAAGCACAAGCCAAGGAAAAACAACGCGCCGAACAAGCUGAAAAGCGAGCUCAAGAAUUACAGAAACAACUAGGUGCCAGAGGAGGCGAGUCUGAGGCACAGCUGGAACAGUGGCGCAAAUUGGUCGAUACUGAGAAACACAGAGCGGAUAAUGCGGAAAGGACGGCGUCGGAAUUACAGAAACGUGUUCAAGCUAUGGAAAGGCAGCUUCACGCUCAGCAACAACAGAUACAACAAAUGCAAGCCAACUUGCAACAAGCCUCUGUGGUGCAAGCGCAGACGGCGCAACAGCAUCAACAAAAUCAGCAGUCCGUUCAGGAAGCUGAUCGGCUCCGGAAGGAACUCGAACGUGCUAAGGAAGAAGUGAAACAAGCUAGCGUUGAACGGGAACGGUUCCAGGCUCAACUGGAGAUGCUUUGUCAGGAGCUGGAACAAAACCAGGUGGAUUUGCACGAGGCGAACAAGAAGCUUCAAGCUGGCGCUACGAAAGCUGGCGCCGACUUUAAUCAGGAACGAAAACAAUUGGAUGAACAGAGGCGACAGGUAGAAGAGCAAAGGAAGCAACUAGAAGAUCGUAUCAAAGCCAUAGACCAGAAGAGUAGAAGCGUAGAAGAAAAGGAGAAGGCACUUCAAAAUCUCGACCAAGACCUUAAAAAGCGUAAAGCAAGAAUGGACCAACUGGAACAACAAUUGCAAAGGAGCGGUGGGUCUCCGGACAAACGAAUGGCGGAAUUACAGAAAAUGCUUGAAAAAGCUGAGAAAGAUUUGGAGAAAGCUAAGGAAGAUUCUGGACGUAGUGCAACUGAAAUGGAAAGGUUGUUACAACUAGUUCAAAUGUCCCAAGAAGAGCAAAAUUCCAAAGAAAAGCAGAUAAGGGAACUGCAAGAAGCACUAAGAGUCGCACAAGCAAAAGCAAAACAAGCUGCAAGUGCACAGCAACAAGAGUCGUCGAUUCAUUACACAAACCAAGAGGAGACAACAUACUGGAAGCAAGACAUUGAUGAGAAAAAUCAUCGAAUAAUGGAAUUGGAGAGUGAAGUAAUAGAAUUGGAAAAUUUCUUAAAAGAUCACUCUGACACCAGCGGCAUAGAAGAGUUAAGACUACAGAUUGAUCACAGAAACAGUCGUAUAGAAGAAUUAGAAGAAACUAUCACUGAAUUCGAAGAUUUCCUGAAGCACAAUCCGGAUGUUAAAGACCUUCACGAUUUAAAAACGGAUUUGAAUGCGAAGAAUAGGAAGAUACAAGAACUCGAAAAUCGUAUACAAAAAAACGAAGACAAAGACUUGAGAAUAAAUAAGGCCAGAAUAAUGGAACUGGAAGAAACGGUAACACAUUUAGAAGACUAUGUGAAGCAACAUAAUGUCGAUGUAUUAAAACAAAAACUGAAGGACCGAGAAGAUAGAAUAGAACAAUUGCAACUGACUAUUAACUCUCUAGAAAAGCAGCUUCUGUGUUCUGAAGAACGAAAUGACAGCGGCGAGGCUUACAAAAAGCGAUUGGAAGCCAGAGAUAAUAAGAUAACAGAAUUGGAAAGUGAAAUGCAAGUGAAAUUUGAAAGCAAAUUGGACGAAAAGAAGUCGCUGCUUUCUGAGGGUCCUAAUAUGUGUCAUAAAUGUGAUGGUUUUUCGGAAAUGGAGCGACGAGUGAGAGAAUUGGAACACCUGAUAUCUUCGAAGGACGAUAAUAUACAGGAAUACGAGGAUGAAAUAGCACAGUGGCAAGAUAAACUUUCUAGGCUUCAGAAACAAAUGGUUGAACUUGAAAAAGAACUCGGUGAGUACGAAGCUGAAGACAUUGGAGUGUUAAAAGAAGAAAUCAAAGUACGAGAUGAAAGAAUCGGGCAAUUGGAAGAUGAGAUUGAUUCUUUAGAACGAGCGUUUGCUGAGCAAAUGGAACUGGAGCAGAUCGAAGAAUUAGUCAACGUUGUUAGGCAGAAAGAAGAAAACGAAAAAGAACUGAACAAUCUUGUAAAGACAAAAGAAGAUAAGAUCGAAGAAUUAGCCACAGCACUUCGAGAAAGCAUUGUUAUCGCCAGUGACGGGGAGAAGAAGUUGAAGCAGGAAGAACUGCAAAAACGCAAUUGCAUACAACGAAUUGAAAAACUUGAGCAGAGGAUCGCCUCACUUCAGACAUCAUUUGCCGUAAAAUGUCCUACUUGCAAGCCACUUCUGUCCAGGUUGCAGAAAUCGGAAAAAAUACUAUGCAGUCUGACAGAGGAAAGGAUGACGCAACUAGAAGAGCUGCAUAAUAUGAAACGAGAAGCAUUGGAAGCUGCGGUUUCAGAAAAAGAUGCUCACUUGGCUCUGCUCGAAUUGUCUGGUAUAAAAACAGAAAAGCAAGCAGAACAGGUGGACAAAUUGAAAGCGGACAGAACAAGAUUGUUGGAAAAACUGAAGGAAGAGAACGAACGGAGCAUAGCGCUAUCGAUUGAAUCGUCAAGUCCAGAGAUGACGCCUUUCCUAACGGAUAUUCUUAAUCCAUCAGAUAGUGAAGACAAUAGUCAAAAUGAACCAGACAAUGUUGUAGGAAAUUUACAAGCGACAACGAAUGGAAAUUCAAAUCAUCACAGAAUCGAGGUAGAGCAGGCUCAGGCAAAGACUACUCUUAAAUGACAUACAACAGAUAAGUACCACCCGUGUACUGUUUCUCUAACGUUCCUUUGAUGUUGUCAUGUGCACAGUUCUAGAACAAUCUAGCGUAGAAACUUUUACUUCUAUGUGUCAUCAUGCAAUAUUAUUAUCAUAAACAUCAACAUCUACAUCUACAUCUACAUCUACAUCUGCAUUCUUCACCUCAUCAAUCACAUCACUGCCAGCCAUCUUCAUCUCCAUAUCAUCACGGACGAGAACCCAAGAAACUGACGGAUUUAAACAAAUUGAAAUAAUAUAAACUCCUAGUACGUUAAUAUGAAAUUUUAAUAAGAUGCACUGAAAUUUGAAACAUUUAAGAUACACAAUAGUGUCAGACAUGUGCUAAGUGUUUUUCGAAAAAAAGAUAAGAAAAAAGAACAGAAAUAACUGCCAAAACCUAUCCAUGACAAUGAAGAUAUUAAAAUCACGUGUCAAUAUUACGUUGCAGUAAAAUACUGUUAAAUAACAAAACAUAAAAGACUGUAACGUCACGUCAACGUAAGCAAGCGCGUUUUAAAAAUUAUUAAGAGACAAUUAACCAGUAAAAACUGUCAUCAAUAACGAGUGAUUCGCCUCCUUGCAAGUCUCACCCAACGUAAGCUGUAUUUUUUUUGUACGCCAUUGAUAAAUCUGUUGUUUAAAUUUUAAUUUUUUAUAAUUUUUUACUUAACUCACAGAAAUAAGACCUCAGGCAAAAUAAUAAUACUUCGAUCGCAUUGAUGGAAAUAUUAUUAUUGUUAUUCAUAACGCCCUACAUAAAUCAGUAUUGAUUACUUCAAAGAAGUAGACAUAUAUUUUUUUUUAACUUUCUACAAUGAAAAUCAGCAUAAAGACCAUUGUUUCGAUCUAGUCAUGAAACCAAUAUUAUAGUGUAAGAGGUCCCUGUUCUCGAGGGUCGUGCUUUGCAUCAAAUGCACAAAUUAGUUCUUAAUGCAAAGAGUAUUUGAUUAAUAUAAAUUUUUUAUUUGUUAUCUGUAAUGAAAAAGAAAAAAAAAAAUAUUAACGUCAAGCCAAUUAUAUGCGCAACAUAUAAUAAAAAAUCCAUUGUAUUAUACUUCAUAGGUCAAUAAGAUCUAUAUCAAUUAUUAAGAAUGUUAGCUUCUUCCUUCAGACUUAAUUUAGGUAAUAAUAAUCCUGAUAGUUAAUUGAUGUUAUAAAUUAAGAAGGAAUGAUUCAGUACUCGCUUACAGGCAACUCUUCUAACUCGAACAACCUCAGUAUGCUUGUCAGGUUACAUUUGUUUCCUAUUAGAAAGUUUGUUUCCAAUAUUUAAGAAUUUAAUACUAUUUCACGGACUUUCAGCAAUCAAUAUCUACUAAAAGAAUUACACUCACGUUUUUUUUUAUCAUAAAAUGAUCAUAGUGAAUCCAAACACAAAACUGUUUUGCAUCGUGAAAAGAAUUUUCACUUAGCUUCCCUGUAAUAACAAAAUUCAGUUAUGGUUGGAUCUUGAUAUUCAAUCACUCUUUUUACACUUGUUUUUAUUUUUUUUAUGCUCGUAGGUAAUUGUUUAGGACUAUGUUAACAUUGUAAUAUUGGUUUGGAUGUAUUGAGAUGAAAAGAACUCAAUACAUAGAAUAAAUGACGUUUGAGUACAUAAUUUAUUUGACAAAGUGAAUAAAUUCUUCUUAAUUUAAGCCGUCUGUUAUCAAAAAUCACCUGCAAUCAGCGUGACACCAAUCAGCUCAUUUUACUUCGUGUAUACGCAGAAUGAGGAAGAAAUUUUUAUUUUAAAAAGCCAGUUGACAUUUUUUUUCUUUAGAUUUCUUAUCUUGGGUCCAAAAGUCCUUCAACAUUAUGUAAUAUUACGACAUAAAAUAUGUACCCUAAAUACGAUAUAAGCAAUAUUCUUUAAUUAUUAUGGAGCACCACAAGAAAGAUUUGAAGUUGAACAAACAGAAAAAAAAUUUAAGAAUGAAGUAGACUAAAAUAUAAGGAGGAAACAAGAAGAAUUGAAAUCGGACGAAGGUGCUGAAUCGUUUUAAGAUGACAAUAAUAACUGUUCGUAUGCAUCUGACAAACCUAUUAAAUGCUCGGGUAAUAAACGAAAGAGUGUUGAAGCAGUGAUCAACUAUCGCCAGGUGAAAAUUAUCAAUGAUCAUAAGAAAAUGGUGAAGACAAAGGUAUGAGAAUUUUUCUCCAAAGUGUAAGAAACCAUUUGAUAAACCAAGUUAUUCCGUUAUACUGCAUAAUGUCGCAGAACUUGAUUCAAAGAUUAUUCUGAAGAACAGAGGAAUUACCCGAGGCGCUAUACUGUUGUAAAUAAUUCUUCUGUCCCAAAAUAUUUCAAUGCCUACAAAGAUCUCGUGGAUCUUUGCGACUACUACUACAAUCUUGGAAGUCCUAUUCUAAACACUUAGCUUAGUAUAGGUAAUUAUAAUCAAUAAUGUUAACGAAUAUAAAAUUUUACGUAGUAAAAGUACAGACGCAACAUAAAUUGAAAGAUCACAUCAAAACAGCAGUAUGUGCACUUUAGUAAUCCAUAUUAAAUCACAAGCAAAAUAUUACAUCAGUUGUGUCACUCAUUCAAAAUAAUUAUUAUAGAGAUGACGAUUGAAAUGUUGUUAGAAAAAUUAAAGACAGUUUAAACCAUGUUGCAGUUAGAAUAUAUUUAGAAAAAAAGUUUUUUCUCCACCUAACUACUAUCUUUUCCAUGCUCACAAUAUACAUAACUUACCGCAAACAGAUGAACAUAUGAAGUUUUAAAAUAUUGAUAGCAAGAGAUGUGAAAACAACGUGUUCACUCUACGUUUAAUUGCCAAACAUGUGUUAUAUGUAAAUUUGAUGCAUACAAUGAGAAACGAAACGAACCUUUGAAGAAAACUAUUCAUCGUAGUAGCAGUAUUUAUAAUAAUGAAUUAUAACUGCUCUCAUCAACGAGCAGAAUUUUGUGUAAGCAAUGUAAAUGUUGGUAGGUGCAUUUCAGUUCAGAAACUGUUGUAAUUUUCAUUAAUAUAUCAUACUGCAAUAUAUCGUUCAUGGCAUAUUCUUAAUCGUUUGACAAAAUUGAAUAUGUGCUUUGCAAAUCGCAGUCCAUCGAAUCCGAAUAUCGUUUCAAACAUACUUAUCGGUAAAAAAUGUGAAAACAUUGUUUUAUAUAUUUUAGUGGGAAUUUUCAUUAAUUUUUUUAAUCAGGGAUCUACUCGAGUCAUUCUAGGUGAAAAAUUGGGAACAUUUAAAAACUCCCUAUUCAUUAAUUUCCAUGAAAUGUUAAACAGCAAGCAAUAUGUGUUCGAUAUAUUAAUCUCCUACGAAGAAAUUUCUUAGUUUUCAGAGGAUCAAUCUUGCUACGAUUCAAUUUGAGAUUAUGCCACAAACUUUAUUUGUCGGUGACAGCAGGUUUAUGGGGAUUUACCGUAUUAUAAUCUUGCCUUGAUUGUCACGUCAGUAUACAAAUAUAUAUUAUAUAUAUAUACGUAUAUAUAGCUAUAGCCAGAAAAUAAAAGAAAAAGUUGAGAAAAAUUUGAACCAUAAUCUAUUAUACGCGUAAAAAAGAUAUUAAACAUUUAUUAUAGUAAGACGUUGUAUAAAAUUUAGUCUAUGUGCCAUCAUAUCAAGCCUAUACCUAUAUCAUCAUGUUACAUCAUAAUUAAACCGUAAUAAAAUUUAUCAUUAAAUAAUCUAUACGCUAAUGUAUCUAUAAUUAAUUAAGCAUGACUGUUGAUCAUGUGUUCAUUACAUUCUGCCUUUUGAUCAUUUAAUAUAAAGAAAAUAUGUACCUAAAAAGUAAUACAAAUAACAAAAAAAUACUUAAGAGUUUUGAAAUUGAUUUUGUCGAACUGAAAAAAAAAAUGAAACUGAAGUACCAAUUUCAAAUAAUUAUACCUAUACUCGAGGAAAUUCUAUAAUCUGCUUAAUAAGCAGCAGGAGUUUGCCUCAGAUUGAGUCUAAAAAUUUGCACUGAAACGAUUAGGCAAAUAAGUCCGUGUAACAAAAAACGUAAAGAAUAUUGCUUUACGCGGCAGAAACGGUAGCAAAGAAGAAUCAUUAAUGGUCAUACUAGUGGAUUAAAGUGCAUCUAAUCUAUACCAUCUUCUUAUCCUUGAACAUUGAACUUGAGUGCAUUGAAGUGAAAAAUCUUAUUUAUUAUCACAGUUUGAUUAGAACUUCUUGUUGAUGACAUUAUUGUAAUUAUAUAAUGACAAGUUAAAUUUUUUAUAUUUAUUCAAUAUAGAAAAACUUCUAUACUAAUAUGUACUGAAAUAAUUAGUUUACCACUGCUCUUUACGAAUUUUUUGACAUCAGACUCUCAACACUUAAGAAAAUGCAAAAUAACAGAAUUCAAUCAAUUAGUCAAAAAUUCUUUCCAAAUUCGUAAUAAAUUUUUAUUAUUUACUUAGUUCUUUGCAUAUUAAUAUAUAAUAGCAUUUGAGUAAAGUAAGUGAAACGCAAUACAAUUUGACUCAUGUAUAUACCUAAAAAGUAAUUAUACUAUUAUACGAUAUUUAAGGAAAUUAAAUCUUUAAAAAAUUGUGAAGCAAACAUAAAAUUGUUGCAACUGCCAUGCUGUGUGCCAUUAACGAGUCAUGUUUAUUGUAAUUUGCAUUUUCAUCAACCUAUUAUCCAAACUCCAUACAUUGUUUAAUAAAACAAUUCAUUCUUUGCACCAUUCAUUGUUAUAUGAGGAUCAUAUCGAUCAAUGCUACAAGAAACAUUCUUGAUGAUUCAAUGAAUCGUUUCAGCAGACUAAAAUUUCAUCACCAGUUUGAAAUUUGAUGUAUAAUCAAUUAUCUACCUAUUUAAAUGAGAUGAUUCUUAUCUCUCAAUUUUCAAAUUAUUGGUCGCACGCCAUGAAAUCAUACUCAUCUGAAUAAGGAUUUCCGAAUGAAAACGCUUCUGCAAGCUGAUUCUUUAUCAAAUUUGCGUAAUCAUGAAAUACUGCGUGAUUCUUUAUAAAUUAACCAUUACCUUCUGGAGUCUGAUCAACCCUUAGAGUCUGGGUGAACUCGUUGAAAGUAUUUGUGAAUUUGAAAUCUGAAAAUUUAUGAGUUCUAGAUAUUAAUGGUUGAUGUAUAAUAAACUACCUGUAUUAGUGAUAUAUUGAUUCGAACAUACGUAAACAGCGAAUUUCAUUUCGACAAUUCUAUAUGUGUACCAUCACACUUAUAUUUUCACUUUACUGGAAAACUCGACAUUAAUCUGACAUGCCUAAUGAACAAUACGAUUGUGGUGGUUCUACUAAAUCUGAUAGGUAAACUGUGCAUGAAAUUCCCUGUCAUGGUUCCUAUGAGCGGUAUAUCACCAAGUCAGAGGAUUUUACAGCAUAUUACAGAAUUACGUACCAUAGUUGGAUCCGAUGUAUGAAAAAAAAAACCUGAAAAAAAGAAAAUGCUAUGAUCGUAAUUCUGAGCACAAUGAAGUAGGGCCUGGCACAAUAAAUUUGGCUGCCGCAUUUAUAGACCUGUUAGAAUUUAGUAGAAAAUAAUAAUGAACAUAAUAUUGUCUAUCAUGGAUGAAAUCUGUCAUAGUAUAAUGAAAAUCUUAUUUCUCGAUGUACCUCUAUAUUAACGGGCUAAUGUAAACCAAUAAACCAUCAUGAUAUGUAUAUACCUAUAAUACAUACAAGGUUCA
Messenger RNA from Diprion similis, 14555 nucleotides. It is a transcript of the gene brp, whose product is annotated as trichohyalin. The record is from RefSeq and is a predicted model, not a curated record. The transcript has 22 exons. Gene Ontology annotation, molecular function: structural constituent of presynaptic active zone. Gene Ontology annotation, biological process: regulation of synaptic plasticity; maintenance of presynaptic active zone structure; neuromuscular synaptic transmission. NCBI's taxonomy places the organism in Eukaryota, Metazoa, Arthropoda, Insecta, Hymenoptera, Diprionidae. Bases 915 to 8966 code for a protein of 2683 amino acids. Gene Ontology annotation, cellular component: cytoskeleton of presynaptic active zone.